CCACCUGUAACGGUUCGCAGCCACCAAUCCAGAAGCUGUGUGCAGCGUUGUGUAGACGAGACGGCCGCCAUGGGACUGAUGUGGCUAUUGUUUACGUUGAUUGUGCGGUGUGGCUUAGCGUACAAAAUCGGCACGGACGGUAAAAACUGCGGCCAAACGCCCAUUCCACCUCUGCUGGACGAGGAUGACCGCAUUUUCGGUGGAAGCGAGGCCGUGCCAGGAAGCUGGCCAUGGCACGCCGGCAUUUUCACCAAAGAACUUUUCUCAAAGCACAUAUGUUCUGGCGCGCUGAUCUCCGACAGACACGUUGUCACGGCUGCUCACUGUUUGAUGAGGAAGACAUCUAAAAUGUUACUUGUGCAUCUGGGCGCCCACGAUCAGAAUAACGUUGAAGCUGGUGCAAGGACGCUGGAAGUGGCCGAAGUGUGCUUUCAUAAAAAGUACAAACCUCCUCAUGUGAAUGACAUUGCCAUUCUCACAAUGAAAGAAACUGUCAAUUUCACUAAAACGAUUGGUCCAGUCUGCCUACCGGAUUCAAACCACGAACUUCCGGAAAACACAGACACUUACGUGACCGGCUGGGGACAGUAUAAAGCUGACAGCAUUGAAUUAUCGCCUAAGCUUAAACAGCUGCGCACAAGAACCAUGUCGCACAAGACAUGCGUCGAGGACUACGAUUCAGGCAUGCCCGACAGUGUCCUGUGUACCAGUCACGACUUUGGUUCGUCUUGCAAGGGUGACAGCGGAGGCCCUCUCGUGUGGAAUUCCGGAAGUGCAUGGCUUCUAGAAGGUGUGGUUUCUGGUGGACCUGUGAAGUGCGCCAAUCCGGACGACCCACUGCUGUUUACGAAAGUGCCACGUCAAUUGGACACAUUCAUUUUGCCUUACAUUGAAGCCAAGAAUUACACAGAAAAAGCUGGAGUCUGCAAGAUUCUUUAGAGCUCUGCAGCAAACUCAAAUAAAUACUCUCGAACAAUUGCUUGGAGAAGUAUUCUCCUUAUAUGUGUUAUUGGCAUUGAAGGUCAGUAUUCCAGGUAAGCUAUACGUUUAUGGUGGUGAGUGGCAUUAGCAUCGCCAUGCGACAUUUUGAGAGCAAGAGUUGACGUCACCAUAUUGUAGUUGUGCUUG
Molecule: messenger RNA, 1128 nt
Organism: Rhipicephalus sanguineus (brown dog tick)
Lineage: Eukaryota; Metazoa; Arthropoda; Arachnida; Ixodida; Ixodidae
Product: chymotrypsinogen A
Exons: 6
Coding region: 70-939 (289 amino acids)
Biological process (GO): proteolysis
Molecular function (GO): serine-type endopeptidase activity
Source: RefSeq, a predicted model, not a curated record